AUGAAGUACGCACUCCCCGCCCUCUCCCUCCUCGCGACCACUGCCCUCGCAACCCCCAUCCCCGACGCCGUCGCCGCCGCCCCGCCCGCCUUCAAAAUCAACAAAGUCGUCUACGGCGGCUCGGGCUGCCCUCAGGGCACCAUCGACGUCGACUACACCAACAGCGCCAUCCUGCCCAUCUACUUCUCCAAGGACUUCACCGCCUCCGUCGGCCCCAAUAUUGUCGCCGACCAGUCGCGCAAGAACUGCCAGCUCAAUAUCGAUAUUCUGUACUCGCCCGGUUACUCCUUCUCGGUGUACAGCGCGGAUUACAUGGGCUGGGGAGACUUGGAUGACGGCGUUAAGGGUGUGGUCAAGGCGCAGUAUUAUUUCUCCGGUCAGACGCAGACUGCUUCUUCCACCAUGGUCCUCAACGGCCCCUUCACGGGCAAGUACACCAAGCACGACGACGUCCCUAUCUCCGUCUGGUCGCCCUGCGGAGGCGAGGGCAUGCUGAACGUCAACUCCGAGGUUGCGCUUACGCCCAUGGGAGGUUCCGGCAGCGGCACGCUAGCGGCUGUCAAGGAGAGCGGCCGCUUCACCAACGUGCUAUACAUCAAGUGGCGACAGUGCUAG
Trematosphaeria pertusa is the source of this 615-nucleotide messenger RNA. RefSeq lists its product as uncharacterized. NCBI's taxonomy places the organism in Eukaryota, Fungi, Ascomycota, Dothideomycetes, Pleosporales, Trematosphaeriaceae. The transcript has 2 exons. Bases 1 to 615 code for a protein of 204 amino acids. The record is from RefSeq and is a predicted model, not a curated record.